Molecule: messenger RNA, 3829 nt
Organism: Chinchilla lanigera (long-tailed chinchilla)
Lineage: Eukaryota; Metazoa; Chordata; Mammalia; Rodentia; Chinchillidae
Gene: Ganc
Product: glucosidase, alpha; neutral C
Exons: 24
Coding region: 905-3649 (914 amino acids)
Biological process (GO): carbohydrate metabolic process; N-glycan processing
Molecular function (GO): alpha-1,4-glucosidase activity; carbohydrate binding
Source: RefSeq, a predicted model, not a curated record
CGCGUGAGACGUUCAACCUACUGCGCAGGCGUCGUUCUGUCAACCGAGUCUGCGAGGUUAGGAUGAUCCCCAGAAACCACACCAGCCUCGAGUUUCUCUUCUGUCUCCUGUUCCUUAAAAAGUUUGGGGAUCAGGGUGCCACUCAGUUCAGCGUUCGCCUGUCUCCUCCUCCGGCCCGCCCCAGCUCCUCACCCUUUCCAGGUCAGAGUCGGACGCCUGGGGUCGGAAGUCUAAAGAAGUAGUGACUGGCUGCCUGGUGGCAGUAGUCGUGAGUUCUGUGGUUUUGGAGAUAUUUAAAGCAGAAGCCAGAGUUUGGCAGUGUGGAAGUAGAAACAACUCCUAGACUGGAUGGUGUAACAGAUAACCUUCAAAGACCCCUUCUCACCCUGAAAAGUAGGAAGCUCCAGGACCGUUGGCCCGCGACACUCUAGAAAUACUCGAUGCCGGCACUUUGCACUCAAAACUAAACAGGGCGCUGUGGCGGCGUGGCCGGCGGAGACAGACCCGCAGCUUCGCUCCACUCGGGGAGGCAGCCUCCGUGCUUCCUGAUCGUCAGCUCUCGCCUUCUACCGUCCAGCGUUCAUCACGUCGGUGCCUACUCUGCUCCAGAGGUUCCUAAUAAAACCACGGUCUACAUCACCCACCCAUAAUCGAGAAAAUUUUACCAACUUUAACCCUGUAGAAACUCUACAUUGAAUCAGAAAAAAACCAAAACCAAAAAACAGGCGUAAGAUUAAAGAUUUGUUACUCUAUAUGGAACCGGAGGGGACUCUGUUUCCCAGAAAUUUGACGCUGGCGAAAUGCUGGUCAUAACUUAGGAAGACUGCUUCCUUGGAUUUUUAAAAAAGAUUGCCAGAGGGCCUUAUCCUGUAAGCCCUGAGCCAGUAGGCGUGACGGGGAAGCCAUGGAAGCAUCUGGGAAAGACGAAAUCAGUGUUGAAGAUGAAGCUGUGGAUAAAAGCAUUUUCAAAGACUGCAGCAAGAUUGCUUUCUACAGGCGUCAGAAACAGCAGCUCUCCAAGAAUUUCACCUAUCGGGCAUUAUUAGACUCAAUCGCAACAGGCAAAGAGAGCACCAGUUUCCAAAUCAUCAAUGAAGCAACUAAGCUUCCUCUCCUGGCUGAAAUUUAUGGUAUAGAGAGAAACAUUCUCAGGCUUAAAAUCAAUGAAGAAAUUCCACUGAAACCCAGGUAUGAGGUUUCUGAUGUCCUCAUCAGCAAGCUGAGCACUGUAAGGCUGAUUCCAUGUUCCGGAGAUACAGGUAAUCUGAUACUGUCCAGUGAAAAAGGAGAUCUGAAGUGUCAUAUCACAGCAAACCCAUUCAAGAUAGACUUGGAAUCUGAAAAAGAGGUUGUAAUGAGCAUAAAUUCCCUGGGCCAGUUAUACUUUGAGCACCUACAGAUUCCUCCCAAGCAAAGAGCUACCAAAGAAAAUGAGAAGAGUACAUCAGUUGACACCUCUCAGGAAGAUCAAGAGGAUCUAGGCCUGUGGGAAGAGAAAUUUGGAGAUUUUGUGGAUGUCAAAGCUAAUGGUCCUUCCUCCAUUGGUUUAGAUUUCUCCUUGCAUGGAUUUGAACAUGUCUAUGGGAUCCCACAGCAUGCAGAAUCACACCAACUUAAAAAUACUAGGAAUGGAGAUGCUUACCGUCUCUAUAACCUGGAUGUCUAUGGAUAUCAAAUACAUGACAAGAUGGGCAUUUAUGGCUCAGUGCCUUAUCUACUAGCCCACAAACUGGGCAGAACUAUAGGCAUUUUCUGGCUGAAUGCCUCAGAAACCCUAGUGGAGAUCAAUACAGAGCCUGCAGUAGAGUACACACUGACCCAGAUGGGCCCAGUUGCUGCUAAACAGAAAGUCAGAUAUCGAACUGAUGUGCGCUGGAUAUCUGAGAGUGGAAUUAUUGACGUUUUUGUACUGACAGGACCAACACCUUCUGAUGUCUUCAAGCAGUACUCAUGCCUGACAGGUUCUCAAGCCAUGCCCCCUCUCUUUUCCUUGGGGUACCACCAGUGCCGCUGGAACUAUGAGGAUGAGCAAGAUAUCAGGGCAGUGGACACAGGAUUUGAUGAGCAUGACAUUCCCUAUGAUGUCAUAUGGCUGGACAUAGAGCACACGGAGGGCAAGAGGUACUUCACCUGGGACAAAGAAAGAUUCCCAACCCCCAAAAGAAUGCAAGAGCUGCUUAGGAGCAAAAAACGUAAGCUCGUGGUCAUCAAUGACCCUCACAUUAAGGUGGAUCCUGACUACUCAGUGUACACUAAGGCCAAAGAACAGGGCUUCUUUGUGAGAACUCAUGAAGGGGCUGACUUUGAAGGAAUAUGCUGGCCUGGUCUCUCCUCUUACCUGGAUUUCACCAAUCCCAAGGUCAGAGAGUGGUAUUCAGGUCUUUUUGCUUUUCCUGCUUAUCAGGGAUCUACAGAUAUUCUGUUCAUAUGGAAUGACAUGAAUGAGCCUUCAGUCUUUCGAGGGCCAGAGCAAACCAUGCAAAAGAAUGCCAUUCAUCAUGACAACUGGGAGCACAGAGAACUUCACAACAUCUAUGGUUUUUAUCAGCAAAUGGCUACUGCAGAAGGACUGAUACAGCGAUCUAAAGGGAAGGAGAGACCUUUUGUUCUUUCACGUUCUUUCUUUGCUGGGUCACAAAAGUAUGGUGCAGUGUGGACAGGCGACAACACAGCAGAAUGGAAUUACCUGAAAAUUUCCAUCCCAAUGUUACUCACUCUCAGCAUUACUGGGAUCUCUUUUUGUGGAGCUGAUGUGGGGGGCUUCAUCGGGAACCCAGAAGCAGAGCUGUUAGUUCGUUGGUACCAGGCCGGGGCCUACCAGCCUUUCUUCCGUGGCCAUGCCACCAUGAACACCAAGAGGCGGGAACCCUGGCUGUUCGGGAAGGAGCAUACCCAGCGCAUCCGAGAAGCCAUCCGAGAGCGCUACACGCUUCUGCCUUAUUUGUAUUCUCUGUUCUACCAAGCGCAUGUGGCUUCUGAACCUGUGAUGAGGCCUCUGUGGGUAGAGUUCCCUAAUGAAUUAGAAACUUUUGGUAUAGAAGAUGAAUACAUGCUAGGAAGUGCUUUAUUGAUUCAUCCAGUCACAGAACCAGAAGCAACCAUGAUUGAUGUAUUUCUGCCAGGAUCCAAUGAGAUCUGGUAUGACUCUAAGACAUCCGCUUGCUGGGAAGGAGGGUGUACCAUGAAGAUGCCAGUAACCCUGGAUACUAUACCAGUGUUUCAGCGAGGUGGAAGUGUGGUGCCGAUAAAGAUGGCUGUGGGAAGGUCCACCGGCUGGAUGACUGACACCCCGUAUGGACUCCGCGUGGCCCUGAGUACUAAGGGUUCCGCAGUGGGAGAGCUGUAUCUUGAUGACGGCCAUUCAUUCCAGUACCUCCACCAGAGGCAGUUCUUGCACAGGAAGCUUUCAUUCUGUUCCAGUGUUUUGACCAACAGAUGUGCUGAUGAGCGGGGACAUUUUUCCAGCAAGUGUGUAGUGGAGCAGAUCUUGGUCUUAGGCCUCAGGAAGGAGCCUUCUUCUGUGACCACCCACUCAUCUGAUGGGAAAGCUGCGCCAGUGGCUUUUGUGUAUUGUGCCGGAACGUCCAGCUUGAGCCUCGAGAAGCUUUCCCUGAACAUUGGUGCAGACUGGGAAGUCCACAUCCAAUGAAGACAAGGGCCAGCCACUUGCACAGGAAUACUCUGCACCUUUCAACCGCUUGGCCCUUUUCUGAGAUUUGUGCUGCAAUCUAAUCAGUUCCUUGGCUGAAAAUGAUCUUUCACUGGUCACUAGUGUACAAAGAAACAGUGAAUUGCACAUUUUAAGAUUUGAGGUUAAAAAAAAAAAAAA